Molecule: messenger RNA, 459 nt
Organism: Tetrahymena thermophila SB210
Lineage: Eukaryota; Ciliophora; Oligohymenophorea; Hymenostomatida; Tetrahymenidae
Product: antioxidant, AhpC/TSA family protein
Exons: 1
Source: RefSeq, a predicted model, not a curated record
AUGCUUUCAUUUUUAGGAGAAACUUUCCUUAACAAGGAAUAGGAAGUAGGCAGUUCUGUACUCGAGAAUAUUGAAUUAAUUGGACUUUAUUUUAGUGCUGUUUGGUGUGGACCUUGCAGAUUAUUCACUCCUAGAUUAAAUAAAUUUUAUCAAGAUAUCAAUUAAGAUAGUAAAAAAAUGGAAGUAUUCUUUGUUAGCAAAGAUAAAAAUAAAGAAGAGUUUUUAUACUAUUAUAAACACAUGCCAUUCUUAGCAAUGCCUUUUGAUGAUUAACAACGCAUAAAACAUCUUUAUAGCUUUUAUAGAGUCAUGGGCAUUCCAACUCUUGUAAUAUUAGAUAACAAAGGCAGAUACAUAACGAAAGAAGGAAAAUAAUAUAUAGAAACAAUGGGAACAGAAGCAUAUGAUACAUUUAUAUAAAUGAGAGAUGAAAUGUAUUCUGAUAUCAAGGAAGAGUGA